CUUUCAUCCUGUUUGAAAACAGCCAAUAGCGUCGUGUCGCCGAGCUGGGCUUGCAUGUAGCCACAUUUUGUGACCCUAGCUAGUUCGGAUAAAGGUCCAGUCAGCACUCACCCUGCAUCUCCGCCCACCCCAAGUUUGUAGCUCCAAAUCAUGGCGGCCCUCAAAGCUUUGUGCAGAGCGGAAAAUAUACUCUUGAAAACCCACCACAGAACCAAAAUAAACUUCGCCAUCCACCAAUUGAGCAAGACCUGUGGCUCUUACUUUUCCACAUCAAGUCAGAAAAAUUCAAAGUUCUACUCAGAUCCUGUAGAAGCAGUUAAAGAUAUCCAUAAUGGAGCUACCAUUCUUGUGGGAGGCUUUGGAUUAUGCGGAAUUCCGGAGAAUCUCAUCAACAGUUUACUGAAGACUGGCGUUAAGGGCAUCACUGCAGUCAGUAACAAUGCAGGAGUGGAUAACUUUGGCCUGGGCCUGCUGCUCCAGACUAAGCAGAUCAAGAGGAUGAUCUCCUCAUAUUUUUUAACAAACAUGCUCUGGACAUGUAUCUGGAUUUCUCUUGUACUCCUCUCAUAA
Molecule: messenger RNA, 570 nt
Organism: Neolamprologus brichardi
Lineage: Eukaryota; Metazoa; Chordata; Actinopteri; Cichliformes; Cichlidae
Source: RefSeq, a predicted model, not a curated record